Biomphalaria glabrata is the source of this 2667-nucleotide messenger RNA. RefSeq lists its product as uncharacterized. NCBI's taxonomy places the organism in Eukaryota, Metazoa, Mollusca, Gastropoda, Planorbidae. The record is from RefSeq and is a predicted model, not a curated record. Gene Ontology annotation, molecular function: GTP binding. The coding region runs from base 350 to 1915 and encodes 521 amino acids. The transcript has 9 exons.
GUUCUACAUUUUGAACAUCGUCGUUCACCGACCUUGCCCAGUCCUUCAAGCAUGAAACAAGAGUAAAAGGAAUCGACCGCAAGACAGAGUAUAUAAAAAAAGGACAUACUUUAUAAUUAAAUCUUUUGUAAUUCUGGCGAAAGAUAACAAGGAAUAGAGAGAGAUUGUCAGUGGAUUAUGUGUAUUGCCCCAAAGGUCAAAUUGACUAGGAGGCAGGGUAAGGUGAAGGUCGAUGUAGUACAUUAUUGCUACGAGAAGCUUGGGAAGUUUAAUCUAGAGUCUCAAGAACUAUAAAGAGUAUACUUUCCAAAUCUAAACUAAAAGAGGUAUCUGGCCCCGUUCAACAAGGAUGGACCGGUGUAUAUUACUUUCAUUCAGCUGCAUAAUAUUCGGUUGCUGUAAUGAUGGUGUGUCAACUGAUAGAGGCAUCAUACUAUAUGAUAACCAUAUGACUAAUCUCUCAAUAUGCUAUGGUUUUAAUUCACCAAGAUAUAUAGUAAAAGGUGAAGUUAAUUUUGAUAGGGAUGCACCCCUAAAAGCUGUUGGAAUUGAAAUAUUUAAGGACCAUUCAUCUCAACGAUCUAUACUAGAGAGGCAUAUAAGUUUGGAUGAAAAACAUUUUAAUGACUCCGGUGCAGAGAUUUAUGUUCAACACACUUCUGUUCGGUGGAAGAUGGAUUUGGUGUUUAACAUAACUCUGCUUCCUGAACACAGCAAUGCAUUCAUUAGAGCCUGGGCGAUUUUCUUCGAGGCUGGUAAACUUCUCAGCAAUAGUACACAAUUACCAACAAUUUAUAAUUCAAAUGAACUGGAUAAUAUCACAUACAAUGUGUGGAUCAAUGAUAAAUAUGUCAACGUAUUAGAUUGUUACCAGGAGAUUGACGCAAGUACCAUUGCAAUUCUCUUCAAUAUCACAUCUCCUUCAAAUAUAACGUGCAUAUUGCAAGUUGGUGAUGGUAACAAAGUCAAGAACAUAACAAAUGAUGUGACGACAGUAAUCAACGUAACACAUUUAAACUACAAAACGGAGCACAUUCUACAUUUAAGUUUUCAAUGUUGUCUUGGUAAUCAAACCAAUUUUACGUGUAAAUUGCAUAAAGAUGUUGAAAAUCGUUCCUUCAUGAGUAAAAGUACAAUAAUUACCAUCUGCUUGGUCGUAAUAUGUGCUCUACUUAUUGCGUAUGUGGCGGUCCAUUGUCUAGUAAAACUAGAUUCAAAAAAGAAAAAUAAAGAAUGUGAUACAGCUCAUAAACCAUUGCAUGCACCGGAUGAACAUCUGAACAAAAAAAAAGAAACCUCGCUCACUGUAAGAAAGCGCUGCCUGCUACUGAUUGGUAAAGUGCGAACAGGAAAAAGUGCAACGGGGAACACAAUAGUUGGACACAAGGUCUUUACAACAAGUUCCAAGACAAAACAUUCACCUUGUGAUGUUGAAAACCAGUCAGUUGUACACGACAGUACAGAAUUGAUAGUGGUUGAUGGGCCAAGUAUUGAUCCAGAGAUGGAAAACCCGCAACAAUUAAAAGAUUUUUGUAAAAGUGUGCAGGCAUCUGGCCAAGGUGUUCCCACUGAGUUUGACGCUAUUUUGUUUGUGCUUCGCUACGGUGAUAGGUAUAAAAGAGAAGAUGAAAGGGUUUUGGAAAUUCUUAAAAGGAUGCUGGGAAACGAAGUUGUAAGGGACUAUGUGAUACUCGUACUGACCCAUGGGGAUAAUUUCCUAACAGACGACCCGAAAUAUGACUCCAUUUUGUCCUGGUGUCGGGAACAAGAAGGGACCUUUAAAGAUUUGUUUCUGGAAUGUGAAGAACGAGUUAUGCUGUUUAAUAAUAAAUCUAAAUUUACUGGAAUGUCGGAGCUUCUACAUUUAAUGUCGAAAAUAUCCAACAGUAACAAAAAACUAUUGAUGAUUCAAUAGGUAAAGCCCAGCUCAGUUUUAGGACAUCCUCUCGACAAUACAACUUAAUUAAGGACAAUCGUUUAAUACACUAAAAACUUCUUAUCUUUAACAAAGGUAACAUGAAAUAUUAUUUUGUGUUUUUGCAGCAACAUAAUGAAUAAUAAUUUAAAUCGUGAGUUAAUUGUAUCUAUUAGUCUAAAAAGCUUUAAAUAUGUAUACAAUAUACGUUAUAAUCAGGGUCGUUCCAUUAAAAGAACAAAAGAAAAAUAAACAAAGUUAUUUUAACAAAAUAACACAUAUUUUUAUAUAAACUAAUCGAACGCAUCGAAGUACAAGAAUCAGGGGUAUUUGCAAUUACGGGAAAAAUAACAAAAAAAAAAAAGAUAAUAAAACAAGGUAAUAUAAAUUAAAAAGCUGUACAUUUAAAGCAAUGUGUCUAAAUAAUGUACGAUGUAUUUCCUUUUUCUAUAUCAAACAAAUAAUGUUAUAUAUCACUAAUGAAUACAUUAAUUUGUUAAUUUCUUUUCUCAUUUUAUUAGGGACAAUUAAUAAUUAUGCAACGUUUCCAGGUGAUGCUAGAAAUAAAAAAUCAGAUAAGUAACAUGUUAGUACAGAUGAAGUGCGUUGAAAUAAUGUUUUUUAAAAUAAAAAAUAACCUCCAAUUAGGCUAACCUUUUUGAUUUAACUAUUAGCUGGUCAUGAUAAUGAAUUGCUCACCUUUGAAUUGUAUUACUUUUGAUUUUGACAGAUGAAGUCAUUUUUUUUUUAAA